AUGAUGUUUUCCCGCACUCCAACCGGACAGGGACUGAGCCAUACCCAGAUUGUCCACGAAGACCGCGUCGGACUGCUUAGUCGAUUGACGUUUCAGUGGAUCUUCCCAUUACUAUCUAUUGGUUACCUCAGACCGUUAACUGCAGACGAUACCCGGAAUCUGAAUCCAAAUCGCGCCGUAAACGUGCAUCAGAAUGCCAUAUCCCGAGCAUUUCGAGGGUCUCUGGAUCGUCAGAGACACCUGCCUCUUCUCCAAUCUCUACAAAAAACGUUUAGAUAUGAGUUUUUCCUUGCGGGAUUUGCGAUGCUGCUCGCAAACGUUCUCCAAGUGACAGCCCCCUUGAUCCUGAGAUGCCUUCUGAUUAGCCUAUCAGACGAGUCGUCGUCCAACAGAGCAUCCUUUAUGUAUGUGGCAGGGCUCUUUAUCACGCAGAUGGGGAUGAGCUUUGCUCUUGUGCACUACCAUUAUCUAGGACAGGUGGUUGGCAGUGAAAUAAAAGCUGUUCUCACAGCAUUGAUCUUUGAAAAGACUCUGAGACUCUCUACUACAGAAAACAGCGAAUGGGUCGAUGGAAAAAUAUCAAACCUGAUCACCGUCGAUUCGCAACGUAUUGAGAGCGCCAUACUCUAUGCGAACAUGAUAUGGAGUGAACCAAUUGCUGUGAUCAUAGCCUUGGUGAUACUUUUCUAUAACCUGAAAUGGAGUGCAUUGGGUGGCCUCAUUCUCCUUGUGACAGGUGCAAAAGGACUUGACCUCAGCAUGGGCUGGUUGAUAUCUGGACGUGUUGCGGUAAACGCUGAACUAGACAAGAGAACAGCUAGUCUUCGCGAGGCGUUGCAAAACAUGAAAUUCGUUAAGCUUCAUGCCUGGGAGUCAUACUUUCUCUCUCGGAUUUCUGAUUCCAGGGCGAACGAGGUUCACCACCAACACACGCUAUUGAAUAUCAGGAGCAUGACCAUGAGCCUGUCCAUGUCACUUCCUUCGUAUGCGGCAAUGUCGUCCUUCAUCAUCUUUAUGACAGUCCAUGGCUAUCUGACCGCUGCACAAGCUUUUUCUUCGCUAGCGCUUUUCAAUUGUCUUCGCAAGCCUCUCAACAUUUUGCCCAUGGUGCUUAGCCAGCUAAUCGAUGCCUGGAUAUCCGUAAAGCGGAUUGAAACUUUUCUAAGCAUCGAUGACCAAGAAGAGAAAAUUAUAUGGAACUUCGAUGCCGUUGAUGCCGUCGAAAUAACAGACGGUUGUUUCUCCUGGGAUUCUACUGCCAGGAAUGAGGUUUCAGAAGACUGUUCCUUUCCUAUGACUGAGGAGGAGGACAGUAUGGAAAGCGACAACUUACUCCGCGUGGGCACAGAGGCUAACACGCCUACCAACAGCAAUACUCCUUUUAUCUUAUCGGACAUCAACCUGCACAUUACGCCCGGAGAGUUGAUCGCAGUUGCAGGGCCUGUAGGUGCUGGGAAGACUACUCUUCUUUCUGCAAUUGCGGGCCAGAUAACCCAGAUCCGAGGCCGUUUAGUGCUCGGCUCAAGACUAUCGUUUGGCUCCCAGAUACCGUGGAUUGAAAGUGGGACCGUCCGGGAGAACAUCAUUUUUGGCAAAGAUUUCCGUAAACCGUGGUAUGACCAAGUUAUUGAAGCAUGUGCCUUGAAACCGGAUCUCGAAACAUGGACGCAGGGCGACGUGACUUGUAUUGGGGAGAAGGGGAUCACGUUGUCGGGUGGGCAGAAACAGCGAAUAAGCCUGGCGCGGACCAUUUAUGCAGACACGGAUCUAAUACUCUUGGAUGACCCUUUAUCAGCUGUGGACGAAGACGUUGGUCAACACAUCUUCAAAAAGGCGAUUCGUGGUCUGUUGCGAGGGAAAACGUGUAUUCUGGUGACGCACAGCGAACGCGUACUCGGCCGAUGUGAUCGUGUUCUGUGGCUGGAAAAAGGCCGCAUCAUCUCUUCCAAGAGUUCAUAUCACUCUCAGCCUAGCAGUGAAUUGGUCCUGCGGACAGUUCACACGCCUGAGAGUUACGCACAAAAUAGCUCGGACGCAGCAACCGGUUUCAGACACAGCAACAGGCCCCAGGAAACGCUGAAGAAUGCGGAGGAUCAAAGGAUCUCCACUGGCGUUUGGUUAUCAUGGUGGGUGGAUGGCAUCUUUCGACUUAGCCAUCUUAGCUAUGCAGGAAUCUAUGUUCUCCUUGGGUUCAUUCAGAGCACGCUUCUGUGGGCAUACCUAAGCCAGGCUGCAGUAGUCGGCUUACGGGCCAGCGACAACCUUUUCAAGGCCGUUCUUCGCCGUAUCCUUUAUGCAUCGAUGUCAUUUCAUACUGCGAAUCCAUCCGGACGCUUGAUGAACUUGUUCUCUCAUGAUGUUAGCCAGUUGGAUAACGGUGUCAGCGACACAAUUCGGGCCUUUAUCAUGUUAGUUGGCACUGCAUUCUCAACGUUCUUACUGAUCUCGGUCCAUUUCCCAGCUUUUGUUGCCUCGGCUCCGGCGAUUGCCCUGGUUUCAUACUACACAUCUCGCUACUAUCGUGCUUCCAGGCAGGAGCUAAAACGCCACGAGACUGUCUCGCGCUCCAAUAUUGCAGCAAAGGUCACCGAAUGUAUUGCUGGGCGACACACAAUUCGAAGCUUUGGCGUCCAAGAGGUGUUCCAGAGGAGAUUAAACGUUGCUAUUGACAAGGCGAGUAACGCUUCAUACCUGAUGUCAGCCAGCCAACAAUGGUUGAAUUUACGGCUGGAUACACUGGGCAAUACCCUGAUUGUUUUUGUCGGGGUCUUGAUUGUUAUGUCUAGCAGCCCUAUUUCACCUAGUAUGUCUGGGUUGAUAAUGACCUACGCCCUGGCUGUGGUCCAAAUAGUUCCUGCCGUCAUAUCACAAAGCGCCGAACUGGAAAGUUCUCUAGUCACGGUCGAAAGAAUGAUUUUCUAUGGCAAAGAGACUCCAGUCGAGACAUCCGAGUCAGCUGUCAUGCCAUCAUCAACUUGGCCAGCCACGGGAAGUAUAACCAUGACAAACGUUUGCCUACGAUAUCGCAGUGGCCUACCUCAGGCAUUACGCAAUGUGAGUCUCAAGAUAGAUGGCGGAGAGAAGAUUGGCAUCAUUGGUCGCACAGGGGCAGGCAAGUCAUCGAUUAUAUCUGUCCUUUUCCGACUUUUCCCUCUGGAACACGGAUCUGUCUUUAUUGACGAUAUGGAUGUCGCGGACGUGGAUCUUCAUUGCUUGAGGUCGAGACUUUCCAUAAUCCCCCAGGACCCUACCCUUCUCCGAGGCACGGUACGGUCAAACCUAGAUCCGGCCGGAGAAUACGAGGACCAUGUCCUGUACGAGGCACUUCGCAAAGCAUCCUUAUACCCACAGUUAGCUCUUGAUCGAGAGGUACACUCAGAUGGUAGUAAUUUUUCCCUAGGCGAAAGGCAGCUGCUCGCGUUGGCACGUUCUCUCGUGCGAAACCCUGCCAUUCUCAUCUGUGACGAAGCUACAUCUUCUAUUGACCAAGACACCGACCGAACAGUGCAGCAGUCACUUCUAGACGCCUUUUGCAAGCGAACAGUGAUCUGCAUUGCGCAUAGGCUUCGAACAGUCAUACGUUAUGACCGAAUUUGUAUCAUAGACCAGGGCAGCAUUGUUGAUUUCCGGAGUCCGCUUGAUUUGUUCGACACGAAUGCUGGAUUUCGCCAGAUGUGCGGGCUUAACCAAAUCACCCGGGCAGACAUUGUUUAG
Molecule: messenger RNA, 3714 nt
Organism: Aspergillus affinis
Lineage: Eukaryota; Fungi; Ascomycota; Eurotiomycetes; Eurotiales; Aspergillaceae
Product: P-loop containing nucleoside triphosphate hydrolase protein
Exons: 4
Coding region: 1-3714 (1237 amino acids)
Biological process (GO): transmembrane transport
Cellular component (GO): membrane
Molecular function (GO): ATP binding; ATP hydrolysis activity; ABC-type transporter activity
Source: RefSeq, a predicted model, not a curated record